Gastrolobium bilobum is the source of this 1773-nucleotide messenger RNA. RefSeq names its product DELLA protein RGL1-like. Gene Ontology annotation, biological process: regulation of DNA-templated transcription. Gene Ontology annotation, cellular component: nucleus. Lineage: Eukaryota; Viridiplantae; Streptophyta; Magnoliopsida; Fabales; Fabaceae. The record is from RefSeq and is a predicted model, not a curated record. Gene Ontology annotation, molecular function: sequence-specific DNA binding; DNA-binding transcription factor activity.
AUGGAAGACUUAUGCCAUUUCAGUGAGUUCAGUUUCAGUGGAGUUGAGGACAAAUAUAGUUCAUCAAAUGAUAGCUUAUGGGCUCCUGAGGGACUGAAUGAAGUGAAAAAGGUUCAUUUUUCUGGAGCAGAAGAUUGGGGAGAGUCUUCUGGUUUUGGGUUCAUUCCAAAUGAUCCAACUGAAGAUGAAGGAUACCUUCUAUCCACUAAGUAUCACCAACAACCAUCAUAUGAGGAUUAUGGACGACCAUUGGAUAACCUACAAUUUGACAUGGUGUCUCCACCACUCCAACCUUACCUUGGGGAAAACAUCCAAUUUGAUGAACAAAAUCCAACCUUGGUUCCACUUUAUGACCAAAAAAGGAAAAGCACAACUCAACUCAUUUAACCUCUUGAGAUCUUGAAUAACUAUGGCAAGGGUUUCAAGAGGUUAUGUGAUGAAGGAAAAAGCCUGCAGCCAGUUCAUGAUUUGGGUGUAGUUAAAAAUGAAGUUGGGAGAAAGCUUUCAACUGAAGAUGUCAUGAGGAUAGCUGGAACAAGGUUCAUUCAAUCAUCUUCAGAAUCAGCAGGUUUACAAUCCUUGGUGAAUCACCCUUUUGGAUUAUCUUUAUCUGAACUCUCUGAUGAAGAGAAAGAGGAUGUGGAACUUGCCGAAUCACUCUUGGCUUCUGCUGAGAAAGUUGGCUGUCAACAGUUUGAACGUGCUAGCAAAUUGCUGAGUCAUUGUGAAUCAUUGUCUUCAAAAACUGGGAACCCCGUUAAGCGUGUUGUUCAUUAUUUUGCUGAAGUACUUCGCCAGAGGAUAGAUAAAGAAACAGGAAGAGUUUCGUAUGAGGAUUUGAAAAAGAUGCAAUCAUUUGAUCCUGAAGAGGCAUUCAAGGACGUAAACCCUACCCUUUUGGCAUUUGAUGAAAUGCUUCCUUUCUGUCAGGUUACACGGUUCACAGCAGUUCAAGCUAUAAUAGAAAAUGUAACUGAGGCAAAGAAGAUUCACAUUAUUGAUCUUCAAAUCAGAAGAGGGGUACAUUGGACGACCCUGAUGCAAGCCCUUGAAUCAAGACAUGAAUGUCCACUUGAGCUUUUAAAGAUAACAGCUGUUGGAAGUGGAACCACUUCAAUACAUAUAAUUGAGGACACUGGUAAGAGACUGAAAGAUUUUGCUCAGAGUUUGAACAUACCCUUCUCCUUUAACAUAGUUAUGGUAUCAGACAUGCUACAUCUCAGAGAAGAUCUUUUUGAAAGAGAUCCUGAGGAAACAAUUGCAGUUAAUGCUCAGUAUGCAUUUGGAGGCAAGAUUCAACAACCAAACCAACUUGAAACUAUCAUGAGAGUGAUUAGAACCAUUAAUCCAAUUGUAGUGGUGGUAGCUGAAGUUGAGACAAAUCAUAAUUGUACAUCUUUUGUGAAGCGUUUCAUUGAAGCUUUCUUCCACUUCAGUGCAUUCUUUGAUUGUCCUGCUACUUGUAUGCAACGGGAUGAGAGACGAAUGGCUAUAGAAUCAGUAUACUACAGUCGAGGAAUCAAGAAUAUUGUAGCUGCGGAAGGAGCAGAAAGAAAGACUCGAUAUGUAAAGAUUGAUGUUUGGAGGGCCUUUUUCCCUCGCUUUGGAAUGGUGGAGACAGAAUUGAGAAUGUUAUCUAUAUACCAAGCGGAUUUGGUGGCUCAAAGAUUUCCUUUUGGAAGUUUUUGCACAUUUGAUAGGAAUGGGCAUUGCCUUCUCGUUGGAUGGAAAGGAACACCAUUUUACUCUGUUUCUGCCUGGAAAUUCAUUUGA